UAUUAAAAUUUUCCAAAUUUUUCUUCCUUUCUAACCAGAGCUGUAUCAAAAAAAUCAUGGAAAAUUGAGGAGAAAAUUUUAGAAAACCCGAAAUUUUUUGAAAAUCAGAAACUAUAAAGUCUAAAACUCGCAAAAUCUAAAUCUCUCGAACCUAUAGAAAUUCACGAUCUUAUAUAGCAGGUGUAAGCUCAACUUAAUUCACACAACUCCAAACAUUCUAAACUCCCUCAUUAUUCUCACUUUUUCAGUUCUUUUUUCUUAAAAAAUCACACAAAAAAUAUUCUCCCCCAACAAAAUGGAGCAGUUCAAAAAAAUUUCAUCUUCUUCUUCAACAUCAACAACAUCCUUUAGAAAAUCACCCUCAUUUAAAUAUUCCCCCCUAAAUUUAUUUUUUAUUCUCUCCCUAAUUUUAUUAAUUCAAUCAUUUAAUAUCAACAAUAAUCAAGUUACUGCAUUCAUUUCCUCCAAUAACAACAACAUUCCCUCUUCAAAUUCAUUUUUUCGGCUAGUAAGAAGUAAUGGGGAUGAUUCUCAACAACAAAAACAACCUGCACUUUUAAGUCGGUAUGGACGUGCUGCUGUAUUAUCCCGUUAUGGAAAAAGAAGUGGUGGACGGGCAAUUGUUACUGCUCCUUCGAGUUAUGAUACACAACAGACAGGCCCUCUAUUUUUAUGUCGUCCAACAGUUGAAAAUCUUUUAUUUUUGCGUUGUCAUCCUUACAGAACUUGA
Meloidogyne enterolobii is the source of this 730-nucleotide messenger RNA. NCBI's taxonomy places the organism in Eukaryota, Metazoa, Nematoda, Chromadorea, Rhabditida, Meloidogynidae. The record is from the annotation of a GenBank genome assembly.